UCUUAUUUUGUUAGAAAAAGUUACGUAUUUCCGUUUGUCGUCUGGCUAACAGUAAGUUAGCUGGUAGCUAAACAAACAUGGCUCUGCAACAUUAUCAGACAACGGAGCUAAAUGAUACGUAACUGAGGCAAAUGAAAAGGGACAAUAUGCAACAAUUAAUAAGAAACGUGGCGACUACAAGGCUAUAGAUGGGGAGCAGGUUUAUUAAUCAGUUGGUUAGCUUGCUGUAGCCUUUUGUGACCGUGUUUACACAGAGCUAGCCCUCCAGUUGGCUAAUGCAAGAUAGCAAAAUGGAGCUUGGAACAAUGUUGUACAACAAUUUAAAAGAUGUUACAUGGAGCACGACGUCUUUACCCUUAGACCAACUUGUCAGUGCUUACAGGUUGCCUCAAAUCGUCAAGCUGGAUAAUGGUCAGUUGGUUGAAGGGCUCAGAGACAAUGACUACCUCUUGAUUCAUUCCUGCCGUCAGUGGACGACUAUUACUGCUCACAGCCUAGAGGAGGGACACUAUGUCAUCGGACCCAAAAUAGAAAUACCGGUUCACUAUGAAGGUCAGUUUAAGCUGCUGGAACAGGACAGAGAUGUCAAGGAGCCUGUGCAAUACUUCAACAGCGUGGAGGAGGUGGCCAAAGCAUUCCCCGAAAGGGUUUACGUCAUGGAAGAAAUUACUUUCAAUGUCAAGAUGGCUUCAGGAGAAUGCAAUGAAGACACAGAAGUUUACAAUAUUACACUAAGCACCGGUGAUGAACUGACAUUAAUGGGCCAGGCUGAGAUCCUCUAUGCCAAGACAUCCAAAGAAAAAUCCAGAUUCAACACUAUCUUCAAAAAGAUCGGGAAGCUGAAUUCCAUCAGUAAGAUCGGUCGAGGAAAGAUGCCUUGCUUGAUCUGCAUGAACCACCGCACCAACGAGAGCAUCAGCCUGCCUUUCCAGUGCAAAGGCCGGUUCAGCACCUGUAGCCCCCUGGAGCUUCAGAUGCAGGACGGCGAGCACACCAUCAGGAACAUUGUGGAGAAAACCCGUCUCCCGGUCAACGUGACGGUACCCAGCAGUCCGCCCCGCAAUCAGCACGAUCUCCAUCUCAUUCGGGAAGGUCACCGAUACAAAUUGGUCAACAUUCAGACGAAGACGGUGGUUGUGUGCUGCAUUCUAAGAAGCAACAAAAUUAUCCCAACCCACUUCCCCUUCCACAUGGCCAUGCCUCGAUUUAUUAUUCCAGAGGAGUUGCUGCAAGGAGAGUUGUGGCUAGACACCAUGGUGUACCGCUGGUUCUCUUUUUGCCAGGAGCAGUUUGACAUCGACGACUAUUCUCGCGCCGUGCGGGACGUGCGGACCGACUGGAACGACGACGGUAAGAGCCCGAAGAAAAGCAGCGGGAACGGCAGCUGCAGCGGAAGCAGUGCGGGAAGCAGCACCUCCAACGGCUGCGCCAACCACAUGCAGAUCCCCAGCUCUUUAACAUACGCCCGCGAAGAACUCACCCAGUCCUUCCACCGGCUGUCCGUGUGCGUGUACGGCAGCAACCUGCACGGCAACAGCGAAGUCAACCUGCAGGGAUGCAUGACGCUAUGCGGAGAUUGGACUCUCUUGCCUUCCGACAGCAUUCCGUCAGACUCAGGAGACAGCGAACACUUUUUCCCCGAGCUGUUGGAGAGCUCUACCCAGCAGCCGUCGCUCAACAAGUCGGACGUUCCUUAUGAGGAGCUGUGGCUGGAUCACUUGAGAGGCCAAGUCCCGAAGUCACCUUUAACCGAAGGAAUCCGAGGCAUCAACAACGGAUGCGGAACAACAGCGGCCCUGACGUUCCCCGUCACUUGUCCCGUCGGUGCGAUCACUAGCUCAGAUGUGUCGCUUACUCCACCACCAGUCCCACCCAAGUCUGAAGCUGUGAAGGAAGAAUGCCGUCUUCUGAAUGCCCCGCCGAUUCCUCCACGGAGUUUGAAACAGAUGCCAUCAGUGCCCAUCCUGUCGAAGCCACGACAGCAAGAAACGCGGUCUCCAAGUCCAACCCUCUCCUAUUAUUCCUCUGGGCUCCACAACAUUAUUGGAGCAAGCGAGCAAGAGGCAGCUGACCCACAGGAGCAAAGCCAAGCGUGCUACCCUUGUAACUGGGGUAAGUCCAACACCAGUGAGCCAAACACUAUUUCGCCCAGCACCAGCCUGCCGUCAGACGGUAUGUCCUCCAGGUUGUCUUGGCCGAAUAACUUCAGUGGAGGAGAAUCGCGCGGCAUGGAUGAAUUUCUACCAUCAAGCUGCCGAAGUUACUACAGUUACCCCAGGAAGAGAUCCCAAAACGCCGCAAAAACCUGCACGUCCAGCCUUGUCGACUUUGACGGCCGAGAGCACGCGCACAGCAGUAAAGACUUCAGUUCACAGAAAGCCUCUUUCAAUCAGUUCUGCACCAAAUCCUUGAGUUACAAUUCAGAAAUGUACAGAGACAAGCCAAUAGAAGAAUCAAACACUAAGCAGAGCCUCUCUUGCCCCAUCUUACCGCCAAGAACACCAAAAUCAAACACCACAAAGAGGUGCAAGGAUUUCUUGUCUGGAUCAGUCUGCGACAGUACGCAGGACAGUUCAAACUGCUCGCUUACUCAACACGAGGAAGGCACGAAAGAGAUAAAUCCCACCAUUAACCCAUUAACUCCUAACUGUCCAUCUUCUUCUCCCACUGCACAGUGGCAGCCCCCAUCCAGUCUGGCUGGUCUCUCUAUCGAAGAGGUGUCCAAAUCUCUAAGAUUUAUCGGCCUGCCGGAUGACAUUGUUUCUCUUUUUGUCUCUGAGAAGAUUGAUGGGAAUUUACUCCUGCAGCUCACUGAGGAGAUUUUGUCCGAGGACUUCAAGCUAAGCAAACUGCAAGUGAAGAAACUGAUGCAGUUCAUUAACGGAUGGAGACCUAAGAUAUAACUAACAGUAUAUGACACUAAAUCCUGUUUAUAAAACAGGGAAAAUCAUGCCUUCAGUAUAUGCUAUGCACACCAAGCCACAGAGUUUCUUUUUUGUAUGAUAUGAAUUGAUUUCCUUGUUACUACAUUGUGGGGAAGACAGUGGGGUAAUACUUCUCAACCCAUGUCUGUGACUGCUAUUUGCUAUAACUGAAUGGAAUAAUUUGGCACUUUCACAGAGACAUUUUCAUGUCAACUACUUAGUACUUUUCAUUCUACAGCCUACUUGUGUUCACUUCAAUAUACAAAUCUUAAUUUAAACCAAUUUAUUGACAGGAAAUUAACACUGAUGCGACCGGCACAUAAAAAUAAGAGGACAGGAAAAUAUUCUGCUUGACUAGGAUAUUGUAUGAUUCUGUUUUUAAAGGGUGUUUAAAGAGAGCACAAACCAGUGGAUGUGUUGCUUAUUUAAUACUCUAAAAAAAUCAAUGUUGGUUUUAGAAGUGAACACACGGCUGCUGUUUUUGUUUGUUGCAGCCUGUCAGUGAGAGAUGGAUUCUAGGCUGGUAUCCAGUCAUCAGGAUGUGGUAACCAAAGUGAUAAUGGCAUUUUAACUUCAAAAUGAUGAGCUUAAAUCCCAAAUAUGCAAUUAUAUAACGAUGCAGUUAACAAUAUGUCCUGUGAUGUACUGCACUGCCUUUAGUUUUCUGUGCAGGGUCGAUUCAAGUGCAUUUCUGAACCGAGGGGGGGCUCGAUUGAGUGUUUAGAAACGAGGUUCACAUGAGUGCUGAAAACAGGUAUAAAAGUGUACUUGUGUUCUUUUAAAAAUGUACCCAUUCUGAGCUCUUAUUAAGCCUUACAUUCACUCUGCAUCAGUGAACACCUCCUCUAAAUAGUAAGAAACGGGCAUUGAUGUAAAUCUGACUCCUGUGGUAUCAUACUGAUGUGCAGCUCCUUCGUUAGAAACCUGAAUAUUGUUUGAU
This is a messenger RNA of Scomber japonicus (chub mackerel), 3864 nucleotides long. RefSeq names its product GRB2 associated, regulator of MAPK1 (gene garem1). Lineage: Eukaryota; Metazoa; Chordata; Actinopteri; Scombriformes; Scombridae. The transcript has 6 exons. The coding region runs from base 276 to 2903 and encodes 875 amino acids. Gene Ontology annotation, biological process: cellular response to epidermal growth factor stimulus; epidermal growth factor receptor signaling pathway. The record is from RefSeq and is a predicted model, not a curated record. Gene Ontology annotation, molecular function: proline-rich region binding.